Heterocephalus glaber (naked mole-rat) is the source of this 2769-nucleotide messenger RNA. RefSeq names its product transforming acidic coiled-coil containing protein 3 (gene Tacc3). Lineage: Eukaryota; Metazoa; Chordata; Mammalia; Rodentia; Bathyergidae. Gene Ontology annotation, biological process: cerebral cortex development; mitotic spindle organization; nuclear migration. The record is from RefSeq and is a predicted model, not a curated record. Gene Ontology annotation, cellular component: cytoplasm.
GGGCUGAUUGGUCGCGCGGCGCCAACCGUCUGUAUUUGAAUCCUCGGGCGCGGCGGGAGGCGUCGCAGGCUGGGAAGGAGGCUCGGCUUCCUUCGGCUUGGUUUCCCUGUGCAGCGCUCUUCUUCCCUCACGGCGGGCGGCGGCGCAGGCCCACAGCCCGCCAGCGACGAGCAGAAUGAGUCUGCAGGUCUUAAAUGAUGAAAAUGUCACCCAUGAGAAAAGUACAGAAAACUGUGACUUCCUGUUUUCACCACCACCCCAUACCGGAACAACAUCUGUUCUUGGUCUGUCACAGAAGGAAAAUGUACCACCCAAGAACGCUGCCAAAGCCACCAAGGUGACUUUUCAGACACCUCUGCGGGAUCCACAGACACGAAGGAUCCUGAGUCCCAACAUGACCAGCAAACUUGAGACCCUUCUUGCUCUGGAUGACAGCAUUAGGUUAGAAAAGUCUCACUACGCUUGGGUACAGAAAGAGACCCAACAGCUCCCGAAGGAUAUGGAUACCAUGUUGCCCAAUGGAAUUCUCCAGAAACCAGCUGUGGCCGGUGCUGGCCUUUCUCCAGGGGACACCACCUCAGCCUCCGAAGAUGACAGCUGCAGCAAACCUGGCCCUGUGCACCUUGCUGACCCACGUGCCCCACGUUCUCCCCAGAGCCUGGGAAGUCCUGAAAAUAAGAUGUCUCCAGGACAAAUGUCUGGGAGCACUGGCCAGGCCUUGAAGGAUAGUGUUAGUUCUCAAUCCUCAGCUGAAAGCACGCCCCCUACCGCUGAGGUCCUCGAAGAUCUUCCAGCACCCCAACACCAAGUGGGCACUCCUCCUGCAACCCUGGGAGGGAGCCCCUCCAGCUCUGCCCCGGCCCAGGCUGCUGUUCCUGGAGGCCCAGGUGCAGACGCACCCCCGAAAGACCUGCCUUGCCCCCAGAACAUGGCCCUGGCCAGCCCAGAUCCCCAUAGAGAGGAAGCUGCCAGCCAAAGUGCCAUUGAUUCCAGGUGUGAGCCCAUAAGGCUAGAAUUUGACUUCUCUGAUGGGGCAGUCAGCAGAAGGGCAGAUCCAGCAUGGAGACAAGGAAAAAGGACCAAGGAGAGGCAGCCACAGGCUCCCAAGAAGGCAGAAGAGGGAGAUAGGGCCAGAGGGGCAGAUGAGACCCCUGCACUGGCUUCCCGGGGCUCCUACCACCUCAACUGGGACAAGCUGGAUGACCCAAACUGCAACCCCUUUAGAGGUGGCUCUACAUUGGCCAGCAAAGAAGCCCUGCCCCCUGAAAGCCCUGGGGCCAGGUUGGCAACACCUGCAGAGGACUCACCUCAGAGCCAGCAGAUGUACGCAGUCCCAGAGGAUUACAGGGCUGAGGUGCAGAUGGCGGCUGAUACCCUGAGCACAGAGGGCCAGGUGCAGGAGGGAACCUUGAGCUCCUCAGAUGCCUCAGCUUCCACGUGUGACCUGGAUUGUGUGCUGCCAGCCCCCUCCCAGCCUGGCCCACAGCCCAUCCUGAACCUGGAGGAAGAGAGCUUCAGAGACCCUGCCGAGGUUCUAGGCACCGGUGCUGAGGUGGAUUAUCUAGAGCAGUUCGGGACAUCCUCGUUUAAGGAGUCGGCCUGGAGGAAACAGUCCUUGUACCUGAAGUUCGACCCUCUCCUGAAGGACAGCCCUCUGCGGCCAGUGCCCGUGGUCCCAGUGACAGACAGGGUGCAGGGUACAGAGGAGCCGUCCUCAGGGAACUCAACAGAAGCCAGGCUUGUGGAGCUGGAUUUCCUGGGUGUGCUGGAUGUCCCCGUACCAGGCCCACCCCUGAAUGUCCUGGAGCCUGGUGGCCUGCCCCCACCCACCCGGCCCAUUCCCAUUGUGGAUGUGCUACAGUAUAGCCAGAGCGACCUGGAUGCAGCGGUGAGUGCAGCCCAGGAGGAGAACAAGGAGCUGAGGCGCCGGUGUGAGGAGCUACAAGGAAAGACCCUGGAGAUGGGGAGGAUCAUGGACGGCUUUGAGGGCAUUGUGUACCAGGCAAUGGAGGAUGCUCAGAAGCAGAAGGAGCUCGCCAGCACUGAGAUCCAGAGGGUCCUCAGGGAGAGAGACCAGCUCACCGCAGACCUGAACUCCAUGGAGAAGUCCUUCUCUGACCUCUUCAAGCGCUUUGAGAAGCAGAAGGAGGCGAUUGAAGGCUACCAGAAGAACGAGGAGUCGCUGAAGAAGUGCGUGGAAGACUACAUCGCCAGGGUAGAGAAGGAGGGCCAGCGGUACCAGGCGCUGAAGGCUCACGCGGAGGAGAAGCUCAGGCUGGCGAACGAGGAGAUCGCCCAGGUCCGGAGCAAGGCGCAGGCAGAGGCACUGGCCUUCCAGGCAAACCUAAGGAAGGCACAGAUGCAGGUCCAGUCGCUGGAGAAGGCCGUGGAGCAGAAGACCAAGGAGAAUGAGGAGCUGACCCGGAUUUGUGACGACCUCAUCUCCAAGAUGGAGAAGAUCUGACCAGAGCCGUGGCCACAGUGGCCCCUGCUGCUUAUCUGCCUGCCUGCCUACCUGUCUGUCUGUCUGUCUAAUUUUCUUAGUUUUUGUGUUCUUCUCUUCAUCUGUUUUUAAACUAGAUUGUCUUAGGCCAGUGUGACAGUGCACAGUGACCCCAGCACUUGGGAGGCUGAGACGGGAGGAUCAUUAUGAGUUCAAGUCCAGCCUGGGCCACACAGCAAGAUCCUAUCUCAAAAUUUAAAAAUAAAAAUUAAAAAACCUAGAUUGUCUUUAAAAGAGGACUAAAUAAAGUUUCCCUUAAACUCAGA